Messenger RNA from Gregarina niphandrodes, 882 nucleotides. RefSeq names its product JAB/MPN domain protein. The record is from RefSeq and is a predicted model, not a curated record. Gene Ontology annotation, molecular function: protein binding; metallopeptidase activity; deNEDDylase activity. Gene Ontology annotation, biological process: protein deneddylation. Bases 1 to 882 code for a protein of 293 amino acids. Lineage: Eukaryota; Apicomplexa; Conoidasida; Eugregarinorida; Gregarinidae. The transcript has a single exon. Gene Ontology annotation, cellular component: cytoplasm; COP9 signalosome.
AUGCGGAACAAUCAUGCAGCUAGUGACGAAGACAUAUACAAGGUGGUCCGAGUAUCAGCAGCGGCUAUGACCAAGAUGAUCGAGCACGCGGACAAAGGAGGCGAGCAGGAGGUAAUGGGUAUUGUGUUUGGCAAGCAUUCUCCUCAGACUUUCGAAAUUAUUGAUGCGGUGGCGUUGCCUGUCCAGGGCACGGAUACGCGAAUCACUGCAGAUGCCUCUACGGAUGAAUGGCUGGUCAACUACUCCAUGCAACUGGAGCAGAUGGGCUGCAAGAUCUCGGCAGUCGGCUGGUACCAUACUCACCCAGGGUACAAGUGCUGGCUGUCCGGUAUAGACAUCGACACCCAAAGGCGAUACCAAACUCAUAUGGAUCCCUGGGUAGCACUUGUGAUCGAUCCCACAAAUCAAGACCAGAUCGAAAUAGGCGCGUUCAGACUAGCCGGAACCAAUAAAAACUUCCCAACCUUCGUUCCAGCGCCGGGCUAUGCCACUAAUAGCUCUCACGGCCAAAGCAAACCUCGACAAGAAGACUGCUACUACUCCAUUCCCGUUGAGCUAGUUCAGCCAGCCCAGCACUUACAAGUAACUCAAAAUAUAAACCUGGAAGACAUCUUCCAUCCCGCCGUUCCCAUGGAAGCCAAGUGCGCGCUAUUGAAAAAGGACAUUUUGCGCAGAAGGCCAGACCUGCUCGAUAGACUAAACGCAGCUACUGAGAACCACCCCGCGGAUCAAGCUGUGCCAACUGCUGGCCAAACCGUUGCCGGUACCGCCAACCUUGAAAUGAACCAGCAGCAGCAAAAUCCGGAGUCGAAGGAAAGCGUACGGGUGGUAGCACACGCGUGUGCGAUGGACCGUCCAAAUGACCCGCAUAAAAUUGAGUAG